Molecule: messenger RNA, 1332 nt
Organism: Musca vetustissima
Lineage: Eukaryota; Metazoa; Arthropoda; Insecta; Diptera; Muscidae
Gene: TBPH
Product: TAR DNA-binding protein 43
Exons: 4
Coding region: 7-1332 (441 amino acids)
Biological process (GO): regulation of gene expression
Cellular component (GO): nucleoplasm
Molecular function (GO): RNA binding
Source: RefSeq, a predicted model, not a curated record
UUAAGUAUGGAUUUUGUACAAGUAGUCGAAGAAGAUGGAGAAGAGCCAAUAGAAUUGCCCAUAGAGCCAGAUAAGAACUUGCUGUUGUCAACAUUGCAGUCAACUUUUCCGGGAGCAAGUGGUCUGAAAUAUCUCAAUGAAGAGACCAAAUGUUUUCGUGGGAUUCGAUUAAAUGACGGCAAAUUAUAUCCACCAAGCGAAAGUGGCUGGGGCAAUCAUGUCUAUCAUUGUGUCUUUCCCAAAGAAAACAAACGAAAGAGUGAUGACCAAUUGGAAAACUCCACAGCCAAAACCAAGCGCAUGGAGUCACGGGCACGCUGUACUGAUUUAAUUGUCUUGGGUCUACCCUGGAAGACCACAGAAGAAAGUCUGCGUGCCUAUUUCGAGACAUUUGGUGAGGUACUUAUGGCUCAAAUCAAAAAGGAUGUACAUUCGGGGCAAUCAAAAGGUUUUGGCUUUGUACGAUUUGGUUCGUAUGAUGUACAGGCCAGAGUGUUGUCUAACCGGCAUUCAAUCGAUGGUCGUUGGUGUGAGGUGAAAGUUCCAAAUUCGAAGGGUGCCCCUAAUCAAAUACCAUGUAAAGUAUUUGUUGGCCGUUGUACAGAGGAUAUUACUGCCGAGGACUUGAAAGAGUAUUUUUCCAAAUUUGGUGAAGUGACAGAUGUAUUUAUUCCUAGGCCAUUCAGAGCAUUUAGCUUUGUAACAUUUCUUGACCCAGAAGUGGCGGCAUCUUUGUGUGGAGAGGAUCACAUUGUAAAAGGAGUUUCAUUACAUGUUUCAAGCGCUGCCCCAAAAUAUGAACAUCACCGUAACUCCUAUCACAAUUCAAACAGUGGUGGUAGAAAUUCUCAUCAUAACGCCCACAACGACAACACUCACGGAGGCCUGUUUAAAUCGAAAGGUCCAGGAAUGCAUAACAGUGGUGGCGGUGGUGGUGGAGGCUGCAAUUAUUAUGCCAAUACAGCCCCCAAUGAAGGCGGCUCAACAAUGUUGGGUGCCAACAAUACAGGAGGUGUUCCUGUAAAUCGCGAAAAUACGUAUACACGUGGAAACAGAGGAAAUUACAUGAUGCCGCAACAGCCACCACCACCAGCAAACACAAAUAACACUAGCAGCAAUUUUAAUAGUAGUCAAAAUCGACCCUUGGACAUGCAUAUGCAGACAUUAGGUAUUAAUCCCCCUCCUGGUCCUAAUUCCAAUCAGAAUAUAGGAAUGGGCCUUAAUUUAAAUUCUCUGCCAAUGAAUACGGCCAUUCUGGCGGCAGCGUUAAAUCAGUUUGGCCUAUUGGGUAAUCCCGAACAGGUAAUGAAUGCCGUACAAAGAAAUUAUUGA